Molecule: messenger RNA, 2266 nt
Organism: Gaeumannomyces tritici R3-111a-1
Lineage: Eukaryota; Fungi; Ascomycota; Sordariomycetes; Magnaporthales; Magnaporthaceae
Product: cytochrome c peroxidase
Exons: 3
Coding region: 547-1635 (362 amino acids)
Biological process (GO): hydrogen peroxide catabolic process; cellular response to oxidative stress; response to reactive oxygen species
Molecular function (GO): peroxidase activity; heme binding
Source: RefSeq, a predicted model, not a curated record
GUGGCACAGCGGGAGAUUGCCAAUAAGUCCCGCUUGCCUUUUCCAAGUCGAUUUAAUGGCAAGAUAUCAAUCUAGGCACAAGCCGGACGCGAUACGUAAAACACCCACCGAAGUGGACUCCAUGACGGGGCUCCAACCCAACGCCCUAACGCCCGGGAUUUGGAAGUCUCCCUGUGGACUGUGGUGGACCUGCCGCCGAAGCUCGCCCGCCAAUCAUCGUGGGGUCAAUUCAAAGUGGUCCAAAGACGCUGAAGCUCGGAAUUCUCUCAGAUUCUUUCCGUAAUGCCGACCCGUUUUCCUUCCUCGCCUCUGUCUCCCUUUUAUGUCAUAGCCGCGGGUUGUUUUAUCUGGACUCUGCUUGCUUUUCUUUCCCAUUCUUACCCUGCUCCCUUUCCAACAACCGACCUUUUGACAUCCAAAGGUGAAUAGUCCGAGGCGGAAGCCGAGCUAUCAGAGCCAUCAGAACCACGCCCGGCUGGCGAGAUAAGAAGCCACUGAUACCCCACCGCUCGGCGCCGGCUGACACGAAGCUUCUCCCUGCCCAGAAUGGCGUCCACCUCCCGUCAGUUCCUCCGCGCCGCUAGCCGGACCACGGCUCGCGGCACCUUCUCCACCAGCGCCCGCACCGCCGGUCGCCGCUUCUACUCGUCCGAGGCCCCCAAGGCAGCCCCCAAGGCAGAGCUCCCCAAGCCCGCGAGCGGCGGCUCCUCCUGGAUCUGGCUGGCCGGUGGCGCCGCUGCCGUCGGCGGCCUGGGACUCUGGUACACCCAGCAGGGCCCCGCCAAGCUCACCAAGCCCGAGUUCAAGGACUAUCAGGCCGUCUAUGACGAGGUCGCCAAGCUCCUGCAGGAGAAGGACGACUACGAGGACGGCAGCUACGGCCCCAUCCUCGUCCGCCUCGCCUGGCACGCCAGCGGCACCUACGACAAGGAGACCGGCACCGGCGGCAGCAACGGCGCCACCAUGCGCUUCGCCCCCGAGGGCGACCACGGCGCCAACGCUGGCCUGAAGACGGCCCGGGACUUCCUCGAGCCCGUCAAAGCCAAGUUCCCCUGGAUCACGCACUCGGACCUGUGGAUCCUGUCGGGCGUCUGCGCCAUCCAGGAGAUGCUGGGCCCCAAGGUCCCCUUCCGGCCCGGCCGCUCCGACAAGGACAUGGCCGCCUGCACCCCCGACGGCCGCCUCCCCGACGCUACCCAGGGCGCCGACCACCUGAGGAACAUCUUCUACCGCAUGGGCUUCAACGACCAGGAGAUUGUGGCCCUGUCGGGCGGCCACGCCCUCGGCCGCUGCCACACGGACCGCAGCGGCUUCGACGGCCCGUGGACCUUCUCGCCCACCGUCCUGACCAACGACUUCUACAAGCUGCUGCUCGAGGAGAAGUGGGACUGGAAGAAGUGGAACGGCCCCAAGCAGUACGUCGACAAGAAGACCAAGACCCUGAUGAUGCUGCCCACCGACAUGGUGCUCAUCCAGGACAAGCAGUUCCUGCCGUGGGUCAAGAAGUACGCUGCCGACAGCGACCUGUUCUUCAAGGACUUCUCCAACGUCGUCCUCAAGCUCUUUGAGCUUGGCGUGCCUUUUGCCCAGAGCAGCGAGAACCAGAGGUGGGUCUUCAAGUCGAGCAGCGAGUAAAUCGGUUACUGCGCGCGUGACGUGAUUUGAGAGAGUCUAUGAUUGUUGUAAAUUAGGUGCACGUAACAUCGUAGAGCUAGAGUUGGCGCAUGAGCGGAGGUUGCGUCUAGUCGGAUACCCCGGAUAUGAUUGAAGAGUUGGGAUAGAGGGAGUCCUUUUUUUUUCGUGCCGGUUGGGCUGGUGAUAGAAGGCACCAAAGACGCAUUGCGAGAAUACAGUCGAAAGCGUAAACAAUCUCGAGGAAGGUGUGAACAGGGUUUAGAUGAGGGGAAACCAUGGGUUAAAUACUCCUCCGCACCGUCCAGGACGUCAUUUCCUGGUUGGCUUUUCGGGCCAGGCCUCGACGGCGGGCUUGUUCCCCCGCAUUUCAAAGGCCCCCCUGCUUCCCCGACCACGUCUGGCCAAUCCCCCGCUUGGUCUUGGGUUGGUUGGUCAUGAUGAAACGACAGCUGCUGGGGUUACUUGGUGCAUUGCGAGCCAGAUGUAAUUGUGUGAACACCAUGUCCUUUCUAUCUUCACCUUGGCGAAGAAGUGACACAUGUGGAUGAAGGGAGGGGUACAUCAAUUCAGUGAGGCCAAAUGCCCUUGCUACAAUGCUUGCCAGGUACCUUGACUGUAUGUAUGUGUAGGC